AUGGCGGCUGUGUCUUCAAAAUGGGUUUCUUUUCUUCUACUUUUCUUGUGCAUUGUUCUUCAUUUGAGUGCUAUCACUCAUGGUGACGACAAACUCGACAAAACUAGGUUUGGUGACGAUAACUGUGGGUUUAGUCGAAGAGGCUGUGGUGGUCGGUUUGGUGGUGGACGUGGAGGGGGACGAGGAGGUGGUGGAGGUUUAGGUGGUGGUGCUGGAGGAGGUGUUGGUGGAGGCGGUGGUUUUGGUGGGGGAGGUGGAGGUGGUGUUGGUGGUGGGUCGGGUCAUGGUGGAGGCUUUGGAGCUGGAGGUGGUGUAGGUGGCGGGCUCGGAGGUGGUGCUGGAGGAGGUGGAGGCGGCGGCGGAGGCGGUGGUGGAGGCGGUGUUGGUGGUGGGUCAGGUCAUGGUGGAGGCUUUGGAGCAGGAGGUGGUGUAGGUGGUGGUCUUGGAGGCGGUGCUGGUGGGGGAGGAGGCGGUGGAGGCGGAGGAGGGGGUGGGGGUGGUAUCGGUGGCGGUUCAGGUCACGGCGGGGGCUUCGGGGCAGGAGGCGGUGUAGGUGGUGGUCUUGGAGGCGGUGCUAGUGGAGGAGGAGGUGGUGGCCUUGGAGGUGGUGCUGGUGGAGGCGGUGGGGGAGGAGGAGGUGGUGGAGGCAUAGGUGGAGGAUCAGGCCACGGAGGCGGCUUUGGUGCAGGUGGUGGUGUAGGAGGUGGUGCUGGAGGUGGUUUAGGUGGCGGCAGGGGUGGUGGAGCAGGUGGUGGGUUUGGAGUUGGAAUAGGCGUUGGUGUAGGAGUUGGAGUUGGUGCAGGUGCUGGCCAGGGAUCUGGUAGUGGUUCUGGCCGUGGUAACGAUGGCAGACAUUAA
Messenger RNA from Populus trichocarpa (black cottonwood), 858 nucleotides. RefSeq names its product glycine-rich cell wall structural protein 1-like. Bases 1 to 858 code for a protein of 285 amino acids. The transcript is spliced from 2 exons. Lineage: Eukaryota; Viridiplantae; Streptophyta; Magnoliopsida; Malpighiales; Salicaceae. The record is from RefSeq and is a predicted model, not a curated record.